UCUUUCUAAUUAAAGUACCCGUAUUUUACAAUCUCCAUUUUUUGGCUUUACGCUGUCGUUUUACUUAUGCCUUGAAACCCAUCAAAUGCCAUUGCCGCCUUUGGCUCACGGUUUUCCCUCCCUCCCUCAGUACAUAUCAACAACUGUCGUCGCACCACUUCCCCUCCCCCCUCUCUCUCUCUCUCUCUCUCUCUCUCUCCAAAGAAAUCUAGGGUUUAAAGUUGGGUUCAUAUCUUCGAAGACGAAAGUAUUCGAGAAAAUGCAGCAACCGACGAAAACUGCAGGCCCUUCGACUCCGAAUACCAUGACAACCGAAGAAAUCCAAAAGUAUUUGGAUGAGAACAAAAGGUUGAUUUGCGCAAUAAUGGAGAAUAAUAACCUUGGAAGAACUGCCGAGAGCGCCCAGUAUCAAGCUCAGCUUCAGCAGAACUUAAUCUUCUUAGCGGCAAUUGCGGAUGCCCAACCUCAAGCACCAACAAUGACUUCUCAGACUCCCCUGCAAUCUGUUGUGCAACAAGAGCAUCACAUCCAACAACCUCAGCCAGAAAUGGCUCAGCAACAACCGAGUGCUUUGACUCCAAACUUUCCUUUCCAGCUUGAUGCCCUUCAGUCUCAAGAUCAACAUCAUCAGUUCCUCCAACACCACCACAUGGGCAUGAUACCCGGAGCAAACACUAGCAUGCAGCAAGCCAUGCAACUUGGAAUUGGAAAUUCAGGAUUUUUGGGAGACACGCGAAGCGGAAGCAGGCAAGAUUUCUUUGAGACUGGUUCUGGUGGAAGUCAAGGAGGGAACUCUGCUUCUGGACGUCUCAUUGGGGAAAGGGAUUCGCAUCUCUAAGAUGUAUAUAGUAUACUGUCAAUAGGUUUGUCUCCUAGGGUAUUAUAGACUCGUAGAUUUUGGAAACUCUCCAAGCAUCCUUAGAAGCAUUGCAGUUUCUGUUACUAGAGAUAAGCAGUACCAUUCGAAUUCGUUGGAUUCAGUUACAAAAUUAAUAUUUUGGUUCA
Molecule: messenger RNA, 1005 nt
Organism: Rhododendron vialii
Lineage: Eukaryota; Viridiplantae; Streptophyta; Magnoliopsida; Ericales; Ericaceae
Product: GRF1-interacting factor 2-like
Exons: 4
Coding region: 86-838 (250 amino acids)
Biological process (GO): leaf development; cell population proliferation; positive regulation of transcription by RNA polymerase II
Cellular component (GO): nucleus
Molecular function (GO): transcription coactivator activity
Source: RefSeq, a predicted model, not a curated record